This is a messenger RNA of Alternaria rosae, 831 nucleotides long. RefSeq lists its product as uncharacterized. Lineage: Eukaryota; Fungi; Ascomycota; Dothideomycetes; Pleosporales; Pleosporaceae. The record is from RefSeq and is a predicted model, not a curated record. Bases 1 to 831 code for a protein of 276 amino acids. Gene Ontology annotation, molecular function: oxidoreductase activity. The transcript is spliced from 2 exons.
AUGACUGACAUUGACAAGGGUAACUUUUUGUCGUGGCACCGCUACUUUAUGUGGGCAUGGGAGCAGACUCUGCGUGAAGAGUGCGGAUACAAGGGCUAUCUUCCAUAUUACAACUGGGCGUUGUGGGCUGAUAACCCCGCCGCAUCCCCUCUCCUCGAUGGAAGCGACACAAGUAUCUCUGGAAAUGGGAUGUAUGUUCCCGGUCGUAAUGCUAGCUGUGUGCCUAACUCAAAUCGAUGCUUCGUGGAAGUUCCACCCGGCAAUGGAGGUGGUUGUGUUGCCUCAGGGCCCUUCAAAGACUGGAAGACAAACAUCGGACCGGUAUCCUCUCUCGACACCACGGUGCCGCCAAACCCAUCUCCUGACGGUCUAGGCUACAACCCUAGAUGCAUCAGACGCGACAUCAAUACACGCUCAUCAUCAGAAACCAGCGACGCUGAUGUUGCUGAACUGAUCACAGCCAGCGCCAACAUCUCCGCUUUCCAAGACACGCUCCAAAACCCUUCUCUUGGAAGACUUCGUGUUCACCUUGGUGGUCACCAGACCAUCGCUGGUGACGCGGGCUCAGACUUCUACAACUCCCCAUCCGAUCCAUACUUCUGGCAACACCACGCCCAGAUUGACCGAACUUGGUGGAUCUGGCAGAACCAAAACUUGAAAGAUAGGCGGCUUACUAUUGCCGGAACGCUUACCUUUCUGAAUGCCCCACCAACGAGGAAUGCGACGUUGGAUGAUGUUAUGACAUUCGGUGAUUAUUUGGGCUUUCCGAAUAUGACGAUCAGAGAGGCUUCCAGUACGCUUGCUGGGCCGUUUUGCUAUAUCUAUGAGUAG